This is a messenger RNA of Aphanomyces astaci, 967 nucleotides long. RefSeq lists its product as hypothetical. The annotation marks the transcript as partial. The record is from RefSeq and is a predicted model, not a curated record. NCBI's taxonomy places the organism in Eukaryota, Oomycota, Saprolegniomycetes, Saprolegniales, Verrucalvaceae. The transcript is spliced from 10 exons.
GAAGACCAUCCAAGAGUUACGCGACAAGGUGGCCAAGUCGAACGAAGGGCAUGGGCUGGCGUUGCAGCAACACAGUCGAGAAAUGCGAACGCUGCAGGCCAAGUACCAAGAUUUGCAACGCGUGUACGCUGACCACGUGGCCAAGUGGAAGUCCUUCGUAGCUCAUACUUCCCACCACGAGGCCGACCACCAUACACCGCCAAACGAGUCGAGCGUGUCACUAGUCGAGCAAAAGCACCAGGCGUUGCUCGCGAAUGCCCAAUCGAUGCAGGCCAAGUACGACCUCGUUCUGGAGCAACUCGACGCGGCGACUCGUCGCAUGCACACCGCGGAAUCCAAAGUUCAAGAACUCUCGCAUCACUUGGCGACUCAAACCCACGAGCUGGACCAAGUGACGGAGCUGUGGAACGAAGCCAAGGUGACCAUGGACGUUCUGCAGCAACAGAACGAGGAGCUGUCGAAUCAGCUACAGAUGACGACUGCCUCAUCUCCGUUGAAAAAGCGAUCGGCGAGUGAGACGUAUCGGCGGACGCUGCUCCAGCGAGGCUCUCUCUUCCAUGAAUUGUCUGCCCAUGUCGAGCAAGAAGUCGAAAGUGCCAGGGCCACCACCGCGGGGGAUUUGGCUGAUGAGCUGGACCGAGUCAACGCCUUGUACGAGUUGGAAGUAAAAAAAGUUGACAAGCUCCAACAAGCCCUGCGGACACGCGAUGCCGCGGAGUUGUUUUGCAUCCGAGCCAAGUACCAACGAGCAGUCGACCGCGUCAAGGACUUGGAGGUUCUCGUGGCUUUCUACACCCCUAAAUCCCCCCCGCACACGAUCUUCAGCUAUCCCACGACCACGGUCCAGCCAAAAACGCCGGUCAGUUGCCAGCGCUUUCGUGACUUCCCAUGGGACAUUCAACUGAAACCGAUUCCCGUGCUCAACAUGUCUGACAUGCACACGAUUGCUGCCAAUGGCGUCAAGUAG